CAAGAAGACAAUUGCCGGCAUUUAGCAUUUUGUUGAUUUUUUUAAUUCAACAGGGUACUGUCUCAUUAACAGGCAGUGUAGAUCAAUCAAACCUUCAGAAAUUCAAAAAAAAGAAUAAAGAAAACAAAAAAGGAAUAAAAAAAAACAAAAAAAGAAAAGAUACUUCCGUACAAAAAAGCAUUUACAUCCCUUCUGGCAUAUUGCUCUCACUAUUUCUAUGCCUAUAAGGAGAGGAUAGAGAUUUCUUGGUUCCAUUAUUUGAUAGUUUUUUGCUUACACUACCCAUAUCUUUGAUUCUUCUUCUCUUUGCCAUUUAUAGAAGUUCAUAGGGACAGUGGGAGUUAUAUAAUCAGGCAGGCAUGGCCAUCAAAGGGGAUGUAGAGAGUGAUUUGCAGGAGGGCAUAAGAGAGCCACUGAUGAGGGUAGAGAAGAACUUGGCUGAUGGAGAUGGAUCAGCUGAUGGAGGAAGCAGCAGAGGAGGGAAUCCAUGGAUGGUUUACCUCAGCACAUUUGUUGCAGUUUGUGGCUCUUAUGAAUUUGGAUGCUGUGCAGGUUAUUCGUCGCCUACUCAGUCUGCCAUCAGGGAAGAUCUCAGUUUAUCAUUAGCAGAGUAUUCAGUGUUUGGCUCCAUUUUGACGUUUGGUGCAAUGAUAGGUGCUAUCACAAUUGGUCCCAUCACUGAUCUUCUUGGUCGAAAAGGGGCAUUGAGAGUGUCGAGUGCUUUCUGUGUUGCAGGUUGGCUCGCUAUUUACUUUUCCAAGGAGGCUUGGUCUCUGGACAUUGGCAGACUGGCAAACGGAUACGGAAUGGGAGCCUUUUCAUACGUGGUGCCUGUUUUCAUAGCUGAAAUUGCUCCAAAAAAUCUUCGAGGAAGACUAACUGCUAUAAAUCAGUUAAUGAUCUGCUGUGGAGUGUCUGUUUCCUUCAUUAUUGGAGUACUAGUUAGUUGGAGGGCUUUAGCAUUAAUUGGACUUAUUCCCUGUGCUGUGAAUAUUUUCGGUCUCUUUUUCAUUCCUGAGUCUCCAAGAUGGCUGGCAAAGAAAGGACGCCAUAAAGAGUUCGAAGUUGCACUGCAGAAACUUCGUGGGAAAGAUGCUGACGUAUCUCAUGAAGCAGCAGAAAUCCAGGAUUAUAUAGAAACUCUUGACCGGCUUCCUAAAGCCAAAUUACUGGAUUUGUUUCAAAGGAGAUACUCACGCUCAGUCAUUAUUGGAGUUGGACUGAUGGUCUGUCAACAAUUUGGAGGAAUCAACGGCGUCUGUUUCUAUGUCAGCGAUAUUUUUGAUCAAGCAGGAUUUUCUUCCAGCAUUGGAACUAUAACCUAUGCUAUUCUUCAGGUUGUGGUUACUGGCAUUGGUGCAGCAGUAAUGGAUAAAGCUGGAAGAAAGCCUCUAAUUUUGGUUUCUGCAUCAGGGGUGGUACUUGGCUGUCUUUUGACUGCAGUUUCAUUCUUUCUGAAGGUUCAUGAACUGGCACUCACAGCAACUCCCAUACUUGCUGUAACCGGCAUACUGGUCUAUAUAGGAUCCUUUUCAAUAGGAAUGGGAGCAGUUCCUUGGGUUGUGAUGUCUGAGAUAUUCCCUAUAAAUAUUAAAGGGCAGGCUGGAAGCUUAGCAACGUUAGUGAACUGGUUUGGUGCAUGGUUGUGUUCCUACACUUUCAACUAUCUUAUGAGUUGGAGCUCCUAUGGUACCUUCAUUCUGUAUGCAGCAAUCAAUGCUCUGGCUAUAUUGUUUGUGAUUUUGAUGGUACCUGAAACAAAGGGGAGAACCCUGGAACAAAUCCAAGGAGCCAUUAACAAAUAGAGAAUUCAAGCAAUAAUUUUUCAUUUUAAAAAAGAAAAAAAAGAAAAAAAAAACAAGAGAGCAUUAUUUGUGGUAAUUCUCAUUGAAAAUUUUGACAGCUCAAUUCAGCAACUUGGUAGAUGGAAUCUUCGAAGAUGCUUCAAAACCACAAGAAUAUUGCACUGCUUUUCUUUUUUCUUUUUUUUUAAUAAAAAGAUAGUUUAAAUUAUUCGUACCUUUGUGUUUUAUUUGUUGCAAGGAAUGUAUUAAAAAUAUAUAUAUUUUUUUAGAAACAAAAAAAAGGGAAAAUAUUGUCGGGAACAAAAUUCGCCGGGAAAGGUAACAAAAGCUUAUAAAUCGGGACCUAGAAAGAAACACAUCUUAAAUCUUGUGUUUUGCUUGAACCCAUUUCUGAAAAGCCUUCGGACAAUGCUGAUUUCCAAUUGACACCACCUGGUCGUCUUCUAGAUAAGUAAAUGAAUUUGUCUGUAUCAAAAGGAAAUGAUGGACAAGGAGGCAUUGAUCAAGUCAAAACAUAUCUUAGAGAACCUGUAGGGGGAAGGCUUGCACUGAUAGGAAGCACUCCCAUCUGGAAAGCAGCUCUAACCGUUGCAAUGUUAAUAAUAGAAUCAACAUCUUCCUUUCAUUUUACUUCUUGUGGUGUGAUGUCCACAAGUUAUAAGAGCUGAUAGUUUACUUGUUUGUGAUUUUCAGGAAUGUUCAUUCUGUAUGCAGCAUUCUUUGUGGUAUUUCUCAUUGAAAACUUUGACAGCUCAAGCCUGCAACUUGUUAGAUGGAAUCCCGGUAGAUGCUUCAAAACCGCAAGAAUUUUGUAUUACUAUUUUUAGGAUGGUUAAAUUCAUUCAUGCCAUAAUUUAGGUGU
Messenger RNA from Prunus persica (peach), 2667 nucleotides. RefSeq names its product sugar transporter ERD6-like 7. The record is from RefSeq and is a predicted model, not a curated record. The transcript has 19 exons. Lineage: Eukaryota; Viridiplantae; Streptophyta; Magnoliopsida; Rosales; Rosaceae. Gene Ontology annotation, molecular function: sugar transmembrane transporter activity. The coding region runs from base 360 to 1805 and encodes 481 amino acids. Gene Ontology annotation, cellular component: membrane. Gene Ontology annotation, biological process: transmembrane transport; carbohydrate transport.